AUGAUUCUGAUUACCUUGGCCUUGGGCCUCACCGUAACCGGUCUUCUAUAUCUCUCCAUGAUAUGGAACUUCAACUACUGGCGUAAGAGAAGAGUGCCUGGUCCCAAACCCAAGAUCUUCACCGGCAACUAUCCCAAUCUGUACACAAUGAAGCGAAAUAUGAUCUACGAUCUGAACGAUAUAUAUAAGGAAUACAAGAACAAGUACGAUGCUGUGGGCAUUUUCAGUGGACGUGUACCUCAACUCUUAGUAGUUAGUCCGGAGCUGGCUCAUCGCGUUUUUGUAACCAACUUCAAGAACUUCCAAGACAAUGCAUUGUCCAGACUGACCGACGAAAAGACGGACUUUCUGAUAUCCAACAAUCCUUUCUCUCUUAGCGGCGAACGGUGGAAACAACGAAGAGCUGAUAUUUCCCCUGGUAUGACCAGCGUUCGGAUAAAGUCGGUCUAUCCAGUGACGAACAAGGUUUGCCGGCAAAUGACAGAGUGGCUAAAAAAGCAAAUACGCUUGGGAUCUCCCGAGGGUAUUAAUGCCAACGAUUUUACCCGACGCUUCUCCUCUGAAAUGGUCACCGAUUGUGUUCUGGGUCUCAGCUCGGAAAGCUUUACGGACAAACCAACGCCUGUUAUGGCCAAUGUUAAGGACCUAGUUAAUCUACAUUGGACCGUCAUGGCUCUCUUUGCACUGGUCAACACUUUUCCCUCGCUGAGUUACCUGAUCAAACUUCGCUUUGUGCCUCAUCGUGUGGAGCAAUUCUUCACUGAAUUAAUGGCCACGGCGGUACAAUCUCGAAAGGCGCAGCUCGGAACAGGAGAUUUCCAACGCGCCGACUUCCUGGAUUAUCUAAUGCAGCUGGGUGAGAAGAGGAACCUGGACACUCGUCACCUGUUGGCCCACACCAUGGUCUUUCUGUUGGACGGCUUGGAAACAGUGGCCAGCGUUAUAUCGCACAUGCUUUUGUCCUUGGGACGCAAUGAGCUUGUGCAAGAGCGCCUUAGGGAGGAAAUUCUGGCCCAUAUGCAGGAUGGACAUAUACCUUUUGACAAGCUCAACGAUUUGCCAUACCUAGAUGCCUGCCUUAAUGAAUCUAUACGUCUAUUUCCUCCUGGCUUUAUGACCUCCAAACUCUGCACUGAGCCCAUAGAGCUACCCAACAAAGAUGGCCCCAAUUUCACUGUGGAAAAGGGAACCGUCCUGGUGAUACCUCAUUACAGCCACAUGAUGGAUGAGGAAUACUUUCCGGAUCCGCUGGCCUAUAAGCCUGAACGAUUUAUGGAACCCGAUGCUGCCAAAAAUCUCCGUGAUAGUGGCGUGUUCAUGGCAUUUGGAGAUGGCCCUCGCAUGUGCUUAGGUAUGCGCUUUGCCACAGCUCAAGUCAAGGCCGCCAUCGUCGAGCUUAUAAGCAAAUUCAAUGUCAAAGUCAACCCCAAGACUCGCAAGGAUAACCUGCUCGAUCCCGCCCUAAUCCUCGCCAAUCUGAGUGGAGGUGUUUGGUUGGACAUGGAGGUCCGCCAGUAACUGCUCUAAAAGCUUUUGUCACCACACCCGGAAAGCAAUUGACCAGAACCAAUUAGGUGGAGUGUCCUUAUCAGAAGGGAUAUAUGCAGACUUAUGUAUAAAUAAACAAAUGAAUUCAGUAGCUUUUACUUACAA
Molecule: messenger RNA, 1653 nt
Organism: Drosophila kikkawai
Lineage: Eukaryota; Metazoa; Arthropoda; Insecta; Diptera; Drosophilidae
Source: RefSeq, a predicted model, not a curated record